AUGAAUUCGGAAGCGCCGUUGCUUUCAGAGGAUGAUUAUUCUAUUAAUUCGAGGUAAUCCUUGAAACAAAUAAUAAUGGUUUGCAGUGUUUCCGAAGUGAUGAUUGAUCUCUCUGGCCGGGAUAUGACCUCAUUCCCUGAGGGCUUUAUGGACCUGGACGACAUUGAGGAGACUUCCGAGCUAGAUAUAAGUCAUAACCGGUUCUCAGAAUGCCCCAACGAUCUCUUUAAACUCACAAAUCUGGUUUCGUAAGUGUAAAGUUGUUAAGGAGGUGUUGCGUCUAGACUUGACUUCAGUUACAAUGAUCUGCUUUCUCUGCCCAACAAGAUCGCCGCCUUGCAACAGUUGAAACGCCUGGAUCUCAGACACAAUCAACUCAAAACGUUACCCGAUGGCUUUGAAAAACUAAGAAAUCUAGAAGUUUUAAUUUUAUCUGGCAAUCAAUUUCAACAAAUGCCUCAGGUCAUAUUCAGACUCCCAAGACUAAAGGAAUUACAAAUGGGAGGAAAUCAUUUGACUGAGAUUCCCUCUGAGAUCUGUCAACUAGUCAAGUAAGUGCAUAUUUUCUGAGCCAUACUACCUACUGUUUUUUUUUGUUUUCAGUAGGGUCGAAGUUGAAUUAAAGAACCGUAAAUCCAUUACUUUCGGAAAAAAAUCAAAAACUUACAGUGUUAAAUUUUUUUUAACAUAAGGGUGUUGUGGCAAGCCCGGGUUAGAAUUUUGCGUACAGCAGUUUGGAAUCAAAAAACAGAGAAAAAUCCACUCCUGGGGUGAAACCCGGAGGGCAUAGAUAUGAAAAAUUUUCAAAAUCCGUAAAGUUGGGGGAAGGGUUUGUCCACAAACAGAGGUGAAGUUUGCCGCGUCCCUGCUUUUCGGGUCGACGACAGUUCGGGUCAAUCGAACUGUCGUAUCUAUACGGGGCAUAUGGAAAAAAAGGCAACCGCAAAAGUAAGAUUUUAUUUUUUUGUGUGUGGUUAAUUUUUACUGUUCUAACGGGUGAACCUGAGGAUUCAGGGAAAAAGGAAUUUUAACGUUUGGCCCAAAACUAAAGAAGUUAUAGCCAAUUCCCUGGCCACAAAGAUGGCGCACCCUGUACAAAAAUUUUCCAAAAAAAGUUCGAUUUGACAAUCAAAAUGACAGAAAAUUUUGACGUGACAAAAUGGCGUCAAUUUGCCAACGUGACUGACGCGUCGAGUUGACGACUUAACAACCCUAGUUUUUAGCCUUGAGAUCUUAUAUUUGGGAGACAAUCAGCUGAUAUCCCUGCCAGAAUCCAUGGGUACCCUUCCCAAACUUACCGCUUUAGCAUUAGCCGUGAAUCGCCUAGAAACUCUCCCGGUCAGUUUUGAGAGAUUACACUCUCUGAGGACAUUAACUCUCCAUAAUAACAAGAUAAAGGUAAUUUUGGUAAAAUACGGUAUUUUACUCCCUUCAGGCUUUACCCACAGGAAUCACAAGGCUUCAGAACCUGGAGCAAUUAAAUAUCCGGUCAAAUCCGUUGAGUAAGUUAUCAUUCCAAGAAAAUCAUCUGAUUAUAGUUACGGACUUUGUUAACAAUAUGACAUUUGAACCGGCUAGUCUAACGGAAUUAGCAGCAAGGAUCGUGAAGUUGAAAAUGAUCAGGCACAUCAUGGUUUUGCCUCCACAUCUCCGUCAUUAUCUCAGCACUGCCAAUCAAUGUGUUAAUCCCAAAUGCAAGGGAGUUUAUUUUGAAGCCAAGCAGGAACAUAUCAAGUUCGUGGACUUUUGCGGGAAAUAUCGAGUACCUCUAAUGCAGUACCUCUGGUAAGCUUUUUUCUUACCCGACCCUUGGGUGUUAUUAUACUUAUUUGUUGUGUUACAGCUCUAGUACAUGCUCCUCAAACAGUCCCGCUUAUGCAUUAUCAUCGUCUGGGGAAUCUGAAGAUGAAGCCGAGCUACCAUCGACGUCGCAACAGAAAAUGCGGAAGGUUUUAUUGGGGUGA
Molecule: messenger RNA, 1964 nt
Organism: Bursaphelenchus xylophilus (pine wood nematode)
Lineage: Eukaryota; Metazoa; Nematoda; Chromadorea; Rhabditida; Aphelenchoididae
Source: the annotation of a GenBank genome assembly